Molecule: messenger RNA, 1348 nt
Organism: Patiria miniata (bat star)
Lineage: Eukaryota; Metazoa; Echinodermata; Asteroidea; Valvatida; Asterinidae
Product: zinc transporter ZIP11-like
Exons: 10
Coding region: 193-1206 (337 amino acids)
Biological process (GO): zinc ion transmembrane transport
Cellular component (GO): membrane
Molecular function (GO): zinc ion transmembrane transporter activity
Source: RefSeq, a predicted model, not a curated record
GCAGAAAUUCAGGCAAAGUUCUUGGAAAAUUUAUUAUUUCUUGGAACAAGAAAAGCCUGGAUUACAUUCACCUCUUGGUGGCGCAAUAGCGAAACCGUUGAAUCGAGUGUCAAGCAUCCCCGGAUUUCGCUGGAGUAGCGGUGUUGAAGCAGACUUCCCGACCGUGAGAUCGAGUCGCGUCUCCCGUCCACGAUGAUCCAGGGCUACGGUCCCGUUACUCAGGCUCUGCUUGGGACGUUAUUUACUUGGGGCGUGACUGCAGCUGGCGCCGGCCUUGUGUUUGUAUUCUCCAGUGGGAAAAGGCGUAUUCUUGAUGGCAGUUUGGGUUUUGCUGCAGGGGUAAUGCUGGCUGCAUCGUAUUGGUCGCUCCUAGCCCCAGCCAUUGAGAUGGCCCAAUUAUCAGGGAACUAUGGCGCUGAGGGCCAAUGGGCAUUCAUCCCGGCAGCAGUUGGCUUCUUGUUGGGAGCUGUCUUUGUUUAUGGAGCUGAUGUACUGAUGCCAGUAUUGGGUUCACCAUCCACAACACUAGCCUUGCAGUCCCAACCGAAAGCCCGUGAAGAAGAUGACCUACCAUUGACCUCUGUAUUAAGCAGCAGCAAAGAUGAAGAGGCAGCUCUCACUGAUUCCACAGUAACUCAGAGAAGGCGGAAAAUCUCAGGGACUGCCGCCAGCCCGAACGGCGACUUGGAACCACAAGGUCAUGACCUCGCGGGUCAAGGGUCAAAUUCCGAGCAGAGUUUCUUGACAUGGAAAAGAAUACUUCUACUCAUUGUUGCAAUCACUAUCCACAACAUUCCCGAGGGUUUAGCUGUAGGAGUGGGAUUUGGUGCCAUUGGGAAAACUCCAUCAGCAACAUUUGAAAGUGCAAGAAAUUUAGCCAUUGGGAUUGGCAUACAGAAUUUCCCAGAAGGCCUUGCCGUGAGUCUACCCCUGCGAGGAUCUGGUUAUUCCACGUGGAUGAGCUUCUGGUACGGGCAGCUGAGCGGAAUGGUUGAACCCAUCGCAGGGGUGCUUGGUGCCCUUGCCGUGGUGGUUGCCGAGCCGAUUCUACCCUACGCCUUGUCGUUUGCAGCAGGCGCGAUGGUUUACGUUGUAGCUGACGACAUACUACCGGAAGCCCAAACAAGUGGCAAUGGUUUGCUGGCAUCUUGGGGGACCAUUGUUGGUUUUAUUAUCAUGAUGUCACUAGACGUUGGCCUUGGAUAGCUGUGACCAAUCCUAUACCUCCCUGCUGGCUGACCCCCUCUAUGCAUCUACACCAAAUUAUCCUUUCGAACAAGACCCAGCCCAGCCCAGACCCCUCUCCAACUAAACACCCCUCUCCUACCAGACCCCUUUCGAACGCAAC